GCUCUCGGUUCAGCUAAGCAUCCGGACGUUUGCCUCCAGUGGUCUCAUUUACUACAUGGCUCAUCAGAACCAGGUUGAUUACGCCACGCUCCAGCUUCACGGGGGCCACCUCCACUUCAUGUUUGACCUUGGUAAAGGCAGAACACAGGUCUCCCACCCUGCGCUGAUCAGUGAUGGCAAGUGGCACAUGGUGAAGACAGAGUAUGUUAAAAGAAAAGGCUUCAUGACUGUUGACGGCCACGAGUCCCCCAUGGUGACCACGGUGGGGGAUGGGACCACACUGGACGUGGAGGGGAGGUUGUACCUAGGGGGCCUUCCCUCCAACUACAGGGCCAGGAACAUUGGAAAUAUCACCCACAGCGUUCCUGCCUGCAGCGGGGAGGUGACAGUUACCAGCAAACAGCUGGACAAGGACAUCCCGGUAUCUGCCUUUGCAGUGAACAGGUGCUAUGCAGUGGCCCAGGAAGGAACUUUCUUUGAAGGGAGUGGAUGUGCAGCUCCUGUUAAAGAAGGCUACAAAGUCCGAUCAGACGUAAACAUCACACUGGAGUUUCGUGCUUCCUCAGAGAACGGCGUCCUCCUGGGGAUCAGCAGUGCUAAAGUGGAUGCCAUUGGCCUAGAGAUUGUACAUGGCAAGGUCUUGUUUCAUGUUAACAAUGGUGCUGGUAGGAUAACAGCCACAUAUGAGCCCAAACCUACCAAUACUCUCUGUGAUGGAAAAUGGCAUACACUUCAGGCUAACAAAAGCAAACACCGUGUUGUUCUGAUUGUCGAUGGGAAAACAGUUGUUGCUGAAAGUCCACACACCCAGUCCACCUCGGCGGACACCAACAAUCCCAUUUAUGUUGGUGGCUAUCCUGCUGAAGUAAAGCAGAACUGCCUGAGCAUCCAGACCUCGUUUCGGGGGUGUUUGAGAAAGCUCACGUUCAUUAAGGGCCCACAUGUGCAAUCCUAUGACUUCAGCAGAGCUUUUGACCUACAGGGAGUUUUCCCCCAUUCCUGUCCUGGGACUGAACCCUGACUCCAGACAAAAUCCUCAGUUGGAAUCCUUGCUUAUAUUUUGAGAAGAAUUAUUUUUACAAAUUAAAAUCUCUUCAAUUCAGAUUUCAUUCCAACUCAGGUUAAGUGUUUCCGCAGAGAAAUAUGUUUAUAUUAAAGUAAAGCCACAUGUACAACGAAUACCUCUAUUAAAUAGUCUAAAAUGUAAAUUGAAUUAAUUGGCUGUCUUUUUUUAAAGCUUUUUAAAAAUAAAUAUUUGUAAACAUUGAGUGUUUUGUUGAUUACUUGACAGUAUUUCAUAUUUUGCAUUUUGAGCUUUUAAAAAUAAAAUAUUACAGACUAUAAUAGAUUAA
Galeopterus variegatus (Sunda flying lemur) is the source of this 1352-nucleotide messenger RNA. RefSeq names its product laminin subunit alpha-1-like. Lineage: Eukaryota; Metazoa; Chordata; Mammalia; Dermoptera; Cynocephalidae. The record is from RefSeq and is a predicted model, not a curated record. The annotation marks the transcript as partial. The transcript has 6 exons.